Molecule: messenger RNA, 303 nt
Organism: Nannizzia gypsea CBS 118893
Lineage: Eukaryota; Fungi; Ascomycota; Eurotiomycetes; Onygenales; Arthrodermataceae
Product: mitochondrial cytochrome c oxidase assembly factor
Exons: 2
Coding region: 1-303 (100 amino acids)
Biological process (GO): mitochondrial respiratory chain complex IV assembly
Cellular component (GO): mitochondrial inner membrane; mitochondrion
Source: RefSeq, a predicted model, not a curated record
AUGUUCAGCAACAUCCUUCGCAGGCUACAGGGAGGGAACUUGGAAGUUUUCAAGUUCGGCCUCUAUAUUGGAUUCCCCAUAGGGUGGAUGUACUACUUUGGAACCAACUUGGAAGAACGGUUCAGCGUCCCCGACUUCUGGCCGACUACAGCGCACUCCCAUAAAAUACCUACAGACAAGGGCGAGAUAGACAAGGAAUUGGCCCGGAUGAACGAACAGAGAGCAAAACGGUUACUGGAGAAGCAAAGAAUCCAGAAGGAAUUCGAAAACGUUUCGGCCACCUCGAACUCGAGUGCGGAAUAG